AUGUCGUCUUUAGUAGCAGAUUUGCUCCGUCAUUGCGGCGGAACCGCCGUCAUCGACGGCGGACUUGCGACGGAGCUGGAGCGCCAUGGCGCGGACCUGAACGAUCCCUUAUGGAGCGCCAAAUGCCUCUUUUCCUCUCCUCAUCUUAUUCGCCAAGUGCACCUUGAUUAUCUGGAAAAUGGCGCUGACAUUAUAACCACAGCAUCUUAUCAAGCCACAAUUCAAGGUUUUAAAGCCAAAGGCUAUACGGAUGAAGAAGGUGAAGCCAUGCUCAGAAGGAGUGUUGAAAUUGCUCGCGAGGCGCGUGAGUUGUACUAUAAAGGAUGUGAAUGCUGUUCGGGUGAUGGCGCUGAUGGUAGAAUCCUCAAACAGCGGCCUAUCCUCAUUGCUGCGUCAGUGGGGAGCUAUGGAGCUUAUUUAGCCGACGGAUCAGAGUACAGUGGGGAUUAUGGUGAUGCAAUCACGAUAGAAACUCUAAAAGAUUUUCAUCGGAGAAGAGUUCAAAUUUUAGCAGAUUCAGGUGCUGACCUGCUUGCAUUUGAAACAGUGCCCAAUAAACUUGAAGCCGAGGCUUAUGCUCAGCUUCUGGAAGAAGAGGACAUAAAAAUUCCAGCAUGGUUUGCUUUUAACUCUAAGGAUGGAGUGAACGUUGUUAGCGGUGAUUCUUUAAUGGACUGUGGCUCUAUUGCUGAAUCAUGCAAUAAAGUUGUUGCUGUCGGAAUUAACUGUACCCCGCCUAGAUUUAUACAUGAUCUGAUUGUUUUGCUUAAGAAGGUGACUACAAAACCGAUUGUAAUAUAUCCAAACAGUGGGGAAACCUAUGAUGCUGAAGUAAAGCAGUGGGUGCAAAAUACUGGUGUAACAGAUGAAGAUUUUGUCUCAUAUGUUACUAAAUGGCGUGAGCUAGGGGCUUCCCUUGUAGGUGGCUGUUGCAGAACGACUCCAGCUACUAUAAGGAAGAUAUACAGGGUACUCUCUAGCAGUGAAUCUGCCAUUCAUGGCAAAGAGUGA
Molecule: messenger RNA, 1011 nt
Organism: Sphenostylis stenocarpa
Lineage: Eukaryota; Viridiplantae; Streptophyta; Magnoliopsida; Fabales; Fabaceae
Source: the annotation of a GenBank genome assembly